AUGAACGCCGAUCCGAUCAAGAGAGAGAGAGAAGUUUCUCCAGCUGCCGAUCGACCAUCCCACGUCAAAGAACCGGUCAAGUCUUUCGCGAUGCCGUUCUCACCAACCCACGCGUCGAUGUUCACCAACACUCUCAGACGAACAUCCUUCGCUCACGGAGAGGAGAUCGAGCACCUCUCGUCCAACUCCCCAUCCGCGCCUUCACACAACCUACCUGGAAUGCAGCCUUCCGCAUCGACCUCCUGGAUCAACCCGUUCGGUCGGGCUUCGUUCAGCGUGGAUCGUUCCGACGACGUCUACGUUCCUCCUGAAUCGCUCCCUUCUUCACGACGACCUGCCGCGGCCACCAUCAUCUCGACGCUGCUCCACUCGAGAAAGGAGAGAUCGAGCCAAGAUGGUCUGGACAGCGAAUACGAGCCUCCUGCGGCGAUGGCGACGGCGAGGAGGCCGUCGGCGAUAUUCAAGGCGUGGAAGAAUCGUCGCGCCUCCCAAUCUAACCAAGCUUCUGCUCGAGAUGCUUCCACCACUCCAACAGCAUCGACCGGCGUUAGGAGAACGUCGUUUGCCGUGAGCCGAGUCCUGACACCAUCGGCGUUGAGGAAUACCAAAAGGGACGACGGCUCGAUCUCAAGCGACGACACUCGACGCCGAAGCCUUAGCAUCGUGUGUCGUGGUGAACGCGAAUCCAACGAACUCGACCCGACCGCCGAUCGAACCAUGUACACCGCACCUCUUCAAACCAAUGCAACAGCGAACGGCGUCACCGCAGCAAUGGCAAUUCGAGACACUUGGUUGUACGCCUCCCACCAGUACACGGCAGAUGACAGGAAGGGAAGCGUAAGCACCAUCGCUACGAGUCCGACCUACUCGAACCAUGUCCCGCCCAAACCGGUGUUUGGCAGGAAAAGCAUUUCCGGUGUCACCGCGCCGGUGGCGGUAGGGUUGGAUGUGGAGGACCAGCGUUUGCAGCACGAGUCGUUGCAGCAAAGGCUGGAGAAGAAGGGCAAAGGGCAAGACGAUGGAGUGAGCGUGGUCUCGUUGAGCUUGACCGAGGAGAUAGCGUUGUACACGACCGAUGUCGAGACGGUGGAGAAGAAUGCGGGGAGGGCGAGAGCAAGUGUAAGUGGUGCGAGCGGAGGUGUUGAUGGGGUUGCGCAGGGUGGAGCGCCAUUUGUGUGGAAUCUUCCGGUGUGGAAUGCGGAGGCGAUCAACGGUAGAGGGACGAAUGUCGGUGGUGAUGCGGAAGGAAGGCUGCCUGAACUCUCGCCUGCACCGGCAGUGAUGAUCGCGGAUCCUUUUGACGGCCUGAGCACCAGUGCUGAUAUGCAAAGGACAGAAAGUGGUGCGUUGGAUCCAGCACUCUCACCUUUACCAUCACGUUCCCCCUCUUCUCGCACUCCGAGCUCGGAAAUGGCUUCCAUCGGUCACCACGCAUCACGACGAACUUCGACCGUCCAAUUUGCAACUCCACAGUGGAACACCGCAUCUCCUUUCCGUCCCGACGCACCACUUCUCUCCCCCUCCGUCGUAAUCUCGCACCGACCAUCCAUCGCUGCAAGCAACUCCUACCACUCGGCGCAAGAUCACUCCCCAACAUCGCUCGAUUUCCCACCCUCUUCCCCGAGAUCCGCUCCCUCGUCCAAGAUCGACGCAGCGGCUCGACGCGGUACGACGUACUACGACGCAUCAUCUCUACCCAUCGUCGACGAAAUGCCUCCUUCGCCUACGAUGCAGCCUGCACAGGACAUCGUGUUGCCCGCUCGAUCGCCUGCUUCCCCCGUAUCGGUGCGAUCGUUCGGUCACAGCGAAACAUCGUUCGAGAUGCGAAGUCUGAGGAGGAGGACCUCGUACUCUCUCCCGAGACCGCCACCGGGAUACGAACAGACGAAGUUGUUUGAGGAGGAGGAAGAGUCGGAGGAACAUGCGCCGACGCCCAGGUUGUUGUCCGCGGAGUUCGAGUCGACCUGUUCGCCGUUGUCGUCGAGCUUUGAGCCGGAGACGCCGGGUGUAGAUGGCACGACGAGUUUCCCGAGUGGCAUCAGUGGUGCUGAGGAGGAGGAGUCAAAGGGGAGGAAGGUGGACGACGCGGGGGAUGACCUGCAUGCGCAGUUCUGUUCGGUGCUUCUGUUGGAUCUGGGCGAUGGCAGGGCGAUUCCGUUGGGUCACAGUCCGGGAAUCGAGCCGAGAGCCGAUCCGUUCGCCCUGUCGGCUCAUUGA
Pseudozyma hubeiensis SY62 is the source of this 2217-nucleotide messenger RNA. RefSeq lists its product as hypothetical. The coding region runs from base 1 to 2217 and encodes 738 amino acids. The transcript has 2 exons. The record is from RefSeq and is a predicted model, not a curated record. NCBI's taxonomy places the organism in Eukaryota, Fungi, Basidiomycota, Ustilaginomycetes, Ustilaginales, Ustilaginaceae.